AUGAGUAAGAAAAUAGAAGAAUUCGUCAAAUCAUGCAACCACUGCAGUAUGUUCAUCGACAAAAAGACAAAAGAACCCAUCAAACCACACUGGGUUGCUGAGAAAUGCUGGGAUACUGUAUCAGUCGACCUAUUUGGCCCGAUGCCAACAUCUAAACACGUGGUCGUCGUACAAGACUUAGCAUCACGAUUUCCAGCAGCGAAACUGGUUACAUCGACAAAGGCAGACAAAGUUUUACCAGCUCUCAGCGAAAUUUAUGCAAUGUACGGAAACCCCGAGGUCCAAAUUUCCGAUAACGGGCCUCCCUUCAACAGUGCUCAGAUGCACGACUUCGCAACGAGCAAGUCCAUCAAAUUACAGAAGGCUCCACCACUUCACCCAUCCUCCAAUCCAGUCGAAACGUUUAUGCGUCCUUUGGGAAAGGCCAUGAAAAUUGCAUAUCAAACCAGGGCUCCUGAAAAAGAAACAUUGGAGAGAACACUAAACAACUAUAGACAUACACCUCACCCAGCAACAGGUAUCCCUCCAGCAGCCAUGAUGUUCCGAGAUGGACAGCGCUACGACUUUCCGAGAACAUACGCAACCGAAGAAGACGUAAGAAGAGCUCGGGAAGCAGAGAAACAAAAGAAAAUUGAUAACGAAGAAAAAAUAAACUCUUCUAAAUACAGGAAGAAAUCAAAUUUCAACAUUGGUGACAAGGUUCGUGUUAGAAAUUACCAAAACUCAAUCAUCGACAUCAAUGACGAAGGAAACAAACUCAUUGUCGAACAUCAAGAAAACGGGUUUUCAUUGUGCCGUCACCCAGAUGACGUCAAACCAUUUAUAGAACCAAACUAUAUCGAAGUCGAAGAUGUUCAGUGGCCAGUAGGAGAUGAAGGAGACGUGGCGGAAGAUCUCGGGAUUGAGAAAAGCGGAGAAACUGCACCAACACUGAGACGUAGCGAGCGGAAAAAGACCCCCAAUCCAAGAUACAUUUAG
This is a messenger RNA of Paramuricea clavata, 978 nucleotides long. The record is from the annotation of a GenBank genome assembly. Lineage: Eukaryota; Metazoa; Cnidaria; Anthozoa; Malacalcyonacea; Plexauridae.